Molecule: messenger RNA, 353 nt
Organism: Racocetra persica
Lineage: Eukaryota; Fungi; Glomeromycota; Glomeromycetes; Diversisporales; Gigasporaceae
Source: the annotation of a GenBank genome assembly
UUCAAGAAAUAAACUUUCUUCACCGUUAUGACUUUGCCAAUGAUUUUGCCAAUGAAUUAUCUGAAUAUGAAUUAUCAGAAUUAAAUACAGUAUUUGCACAAGAGCAAACGCUUUUAAAUGUAAAUGAAUCGAAUUUACAAUUUUUAAAUAAUUCAUUCCAUAAUGAAAAUGGCAUUACAACUUCGUUUUCAAUAAAUCAAACAAUCGCAAACACACCGUUUAUUCAAACUAAUGGUUAUGACAUGAUGCACCAUAAUAUUGACGAAAUUGGCACAAAUAUUAUUAAUGAUAAUGCGAAUUAUGAAUUUUUUGGUUUUUAUUGCAAUGAUACAACGUCAUAUAGUUACGCGUAA